AUGUCUCAUCUACAAUUCUUUGCGUACGAGGGACAGGGGGUUGAAAGGCAGAAAAGGUACUCCUACAGCCAGGCAGUACGAGUCGACGAUCGCAUUGAAUGCUCGGGACAAGGUGAGCUUUCCCAUCACAUCCUUCCCCCAAAGGCUCAUCUGUUGCCUAUUCCAUCGAAGUUACGUCUAACUCUGUUUACUGAAGGUGGUUGGGAUCCGAUCACUGGAGAGUUCGAAAAGGAGAUCAACACCCAAAUCGAUCUGGCUUUCGAGAAUGUGGAUCGAUGUCUUAAGGAUGCUGGUGGCAAAGGAUGGACCCAAGUCUACCGUAUCAACUCAUAUCACGUCCCAAUCAACAACGAAGCUCUGGAAGCGAUGGUCCGUAACUUUAGGAAGUGGAUGCCGGAUCAUCAACCUCUGUGGACCUGUGUUGGCGUUCCACGUUUGGGAGAAGAUGACAUGCGCGUGGAAAUCGAAGUUGUGGCUCACGCUGUCUGA
Colletotrichum paranaense is the source of this 489-nucleotide messenger RNA. RefSeq names its product endoribonuclease L-PSP. NCBI's taxonomy places the organism in Eukaryota, Fungi, Ascomycota, Sordariomycetes, Glomerellales, Glomerellaceae. The transcript has a single exon. Bases 1 to 489 code for a protein of 162 amino acids. Gene Ontology annotation, molecular function: deaminase activity. The record is from RefSeq and is a predicted model, not a curated record. Gene Ontology annotation, cellular component: mitochondrion; cytosol.